AUGGCUUAUGCGCAUUUAAGAGCUCAUAUUGCUAACAUCCCUGCUUUACAUUCGUCAUGUCUUAUAUUGAGCCAUUUUGUCUCAACUGAACGGCAUAGUGGGUCAACGAGGAAAUCGCCGCAUUCUGAUAUAACGGAGUGGGGUGGGCAGCCCCGACUGUCUCAUGCUUUGAUCUACAUGUAUGGAGUACGCAUCACAUGGACCCGUCGCGCUGAGGAGACCAUGGUAAAAGAUCUCAUCACGGAAGCACUGCCGCUGAGAUGUCUACAACGCGCAAAUCAGAGCAGCUUACUUGGAGCGAGACAGAUGUAA
This is a messenger RNA of Histoplasma capsulatum G186AR, 312 nucleotides long. RefSeq lists its product as uncharacterized. The record is from RefSeq and is a predicted model, not a curated record. Bases 1 to 312 code for a protein of 103 amino acids. The transcript has 2 exons. NCBI's taxonomy places the organism in Eukaryota, Fungi, Ascomycota, Eurotiomycetes, Onygenales, Ajellomycetaceae.